This is a messenger RNA of Lactuca saligna, 2522 nucleotides long. NCBI's taxonomy places the organism in Eukaryota, Viridiplantae, Streptophyta, Magnoliopsida, Asterales, Asteraceae. The record is from the annotation of a GenBank genome assembly.
AUGGCCACGACUUCUGAAAGCUGCUUAGAGAGUCAUUUUUCAUUCCAGGAGUCCGGAGAUCUCAUCAAUUCUCCAGCUCUUUUUUUUGUGUAUAUUGCAAGUUUUCUAUAUUGGAUUUAUCGUGGACCACGGUUUCAUCUUCCUGACGAUCUGGGGAGUUAUUUACUUCACCAAUCGCCACGAGAUGAGAUUCUAGGUUCUAGGAUGGAUCAUAUAAGUAAUGAGGCCAAUGUUGAUGCGUUCUCAAUCGGACCUUCAACAACCAUUGGCCGGACUAUUGCUUUCAAAGUUCUAUUCUUCAAGUCAAUCUCACACUUGAGGCAUCAUAUUUCUCAUCUGCUUCUUCGUUACUUUCGUUGCAUCAGGGCAUAUGUUUCUUCCACCGUUAUACCUGUGAUCUCAUGGUUCCAUCCACGCAACCCGCAAGGGAUACUACUGAUGGUUACACUAAUGGCAUUCUUGCUUAAGCGGUGCACUAAUGUCAAAACAAGGGCUGAGAUCGCAUACAGGAGGAAAUUCUGGAGGAACAUGAUGAGGGCUGCAGUAACAUAUGAAGAAUGGGCUCAUGCUGCUAAGAUGUUGGAUAAAGAAACUCCAAGAACGAAUGAGUGCAAUCUUUACGAUGAAGAACUUGUGAAGAACAAACUUCAAGAACUCAAGCACCGUCGUGAAGAAGGUUGUCUUAGAGAUAUUGUAUUUUACAUGCGAGCUGACCUUGUCAGAAAUCUUGGUAACAUGUGCAAUCCAGAGCUUCACAAGUGUAGACAUCAAGUUCCAAAGCUUAUAAAAGAAUACAUCGAUGAAGUCUCGACACAAUUGAGAAUGGUUUGUGAUUCUGAUUGUGAGGAGAUUCUUUUGGAGGAGAAACUUGCUUUCAUGCAUGAAACACGUCAUGCUUUUGGAAGAACAGCUUUGCUUCUAAGUGGAGGUCAUGGCCAGAGCUUCAGAGUUUCUUUGAAGAUUCACUGCAUUCUUCAUGACAUUAGACGAUUACAAGUUCUAUUAAGAAACUUGACAAAUAAUCUUACAUUUCAAGAAGCUUAUGACAUGACAGUUAUAUGGAGUGCAGUUACUGCGUCUUGUGCUUUUCCUGGUCUCUUUGAAGCUCAAGAACUCAUGGCAAAAGAUAGAAGUGGAGAAAUUGUUCCUUAUCACCCCCCAUUUCAUUGGGGCCCUGAAGAAGCUAAUGGCAGUACUACUCGCAGAUGGAGAGAUGGUAGCUUGGAGAUGGAUUUACCCAUGAUCCAGUUAAAAGAACUCUUCAAUGUAAAUCAUUUCAUUGUUAGUCAAGCGAAUCCUCAUAUUUCUCCCCUGUUGAGACUGAAAGAAUGUGUGCGAGCUUAUGGAGGCAACUUUGCUGCAAAGCUUGCUCAUCUAGUCGAAAUGGAGGUGAAAUACAGAUGCAACCAAGUCUUGGAACUUGGUUUCCCUUUAGGAGGACUUGCAAAGCUGUUUGCUCAAGAAUGGGAGGGUGACGUCACCAUUGUUAUGCCUGCCACCUUAGCUCAGUACUCAAAGAUCAUACAAAACCUUUCUCACUUGGAGCUUCAGAAAGCUGCAAACCAAGGAAGAAGAUGCACAUGGGAGAAGCUUUCAGCCAUUAAAGCCAAUUGUGGUAUCGAGCUUGUUCUUGAUGAAUGUGUUGCAAUUCUAAACCACAUGCGUAGACUUAAAAGAAGUGCAGAAAGAGCAGCUUCAGCUUCAGUCUCUCAUCCCCGGUUUAAUGCAUCAAAAAGAAUCCCUUCAUGGAGUUGCAUGGCGCGUGAGAACUCAACAGGGUCACUAGAAGACCUUGCAGACAUUGUUUCCCCUCUCCCUCAUGGUGGCAGGAACUGGCGGCACCAUGACGGAAGUGACAGCGAAUCAGAGACUGCAGAGUUGAAUACUUGGACAAGAUCCGGUGGACCCUUGAUGAGGACUGCUUCAGCUGAUCAGUUUGUUGAUUUUGUCCAGAACUUGGAUUUUGAUUCCAGAGUGAAGAACUUGAGGGUGAUUCCACCGGAAUUGGAAUCGGAUCAGAGGGAUAUGAUUAUGAAUAACAGAGUUCAUAGAAGCAUCAUGGUGGCUGAAGGUGAUCUUUUGCAGCCGGAGAUGAUGUGUAAUGGGAUUGUGUUUAAUGUUGUGAAGAAAGGGGAGUUGACACCAUCGAAUAGGAGUCAUCAUGAUUCUGAAAAUAAUAACUUACUUUCUGACUCGGUUGCUGAGUGUGUGCAAAUGCAACCUGAUUCUCCAGAGAAGGAGAUGAUGGAUGGUAGCUCUGCUUCUGAAUGUGGUGAUAAUGAAUCUGAUAUCUGUAAUGAGCCUGUUAAAGACUGUUAACGCUUGUAGUUUUAUUAAAUUUAGUGGCUAUGCAAUUGCUAAUUUGCUUAAUUUCUACAUCACUUUAACUCUUUCCAUCUGCCUUAAUUUUUAAAUAGAAAUGAAUCUGGCAUUUGGCAUAAGAGUGACCACCUGAUUUGUCUAGUUUUGCAAUUUGAUUCGACACUCUGAUCAUGUCUUCGUCUAGAUGGCCUCAUUUAGUU